Molecule: messenger RNA, 411 nt
Organism: Macrosiphum euphorbiae (potato aphid)
Lineage: Eukaryota; Metazoa; Arthropoda; Insecta; Hemiptera; Aphididae
Source: the annotation of a GenBank genome assembly
AUGAUCACUUCUGAAACUCCUCGUCAAAAUACACCAUCUCCAACAGAAAGUCGAGCCAAUUAUGGGUUUGCCUUAUACUUGGCUUCUAAGACCGCAUUUGUUGUUUAUUUAGCAUGGGCAUUUAUACCAAGUCAUUGGUUGGAAUAUAUUGGUCUAACAUACUUACCACAAAAGUACUGGGCAAUUACCAUACCUGUGUGGGUAUGUUGUGUCAUUGUAGUCAUUACUCUUUUAUACCCAGCUGUUAAUAUGCUGCUUGUUCCACCAAUGAAUGAUCCUCGUAUAUUAACAGAUUCAUAUGCUAGAGAAACAAUUAAUGAAGUCCGUCCUGGAGGUAUACCAACAGUGUCUGACCUUGAUCUUUCAGAAGUUUGUAAAACAUUAUAUUUAGAUUCUAAAAAUACAAAUUAA